GCACCCGAGGGUUCACAUGAGUUCUUCCUAUGUUGAUGUUUCCAAGUUCCCUUGAUAUGCCUGGGAACUGCCAAGACAAGUACCAGCCAAGGUCCCUCCUCUGACCCUCCCACCCUAAAGGGAACAGUCUAACUUUCUGCUUAGUUUCCUAGAAGGAGGACAAGACUAAUUUUUUUUCAUACACCUCUCCAAAUGUCACUGUGACAUUCAUUAUUGUGCCAGCUAGAACAUUGGAAAGAUGAACUGGAAGCAAGUGCUUUUUCUGACCUAUCUCAUGACUCUUGUGCUCCUGAUUGUGCUUAAGGGAGCCAGCGCCAUGUCUGUGGGCUCCAAGACAGUGGCCGUGGGUUCCAAGAAGGCGGCAACGGGAGAAUCAAGAAAGGAAAGUCUGGAAAAGAGAGUCUUCAUUCAAGAAUCAGAUGCCUCUAACUUUUUCAAGAAGCGAGGCAAAAGAUCUACAAAAUCUAGAGAUGAACUUAAUGCAGAGACAAGGCAGAUGCUUGCAGCAGAUGAACAAAGGAGGGAGUACUAUGAGGAGCAGAGGAAUGAAUUCGAGAACUUUGUCGAGGAAGAACGUGAUGAGCAGGAUGAAAGAAGCCGAGAACAGAUUGAGCAAUGGCGUGAAUACCACUACGAUGGCCUUGAUCCACCCUAUCUGUAUAAUCGGCAUAUUGUCUAGAGCAAAUGUGAAGAAGACACUCCACCAAAUAAUAAAAAUGGAAGUAUCUGCUGGCUGCAUCAUUGGCAGGACAAAUAGCAAAGCUCGAUUUUUCACAUUAUGAGCUUGCUAUUGAUCUGCGGAUUCUGAAUAUGCUUCAUCCACCUGUCUCGUAUUAGCAUUGAAUUUACUGAUAGGCACGGCUUUCCUUUGUAUUUUGAAGUGCUAGUAAAUAGAUGCCUCCAGACCUUGCUGCACAGGUCAAAUUAAUGCAAAUAUUUCAGAUUUGUCUAUGUAUAUAUCAUGUAUAUGAGCAACUCUACUUAGAGCAAGGGGGCAAUCAUUAUUUUUACACAAUUACUAUAUAUAGAGGGAGGAACUAAACACAAAAUCAGCUUGUGCUAUAACUAGAGCAUUUUAAAUGAUUUUAGACUGAAGGACAAAAAUGGUCUUAAGUGUUUUUGCAUCUGUUGAAUGACAACUUAUGCCA
Anolis sagrei ordinatus is the source of this 1148-nucleotide messenger RNA. The record is from RefSeq and is a predicted model, not a curated record. NCBI's taxonomy places the organism in Eukaryota, Metazoa, Chordata, Lepidosauria, Squamata, Anolidae.